This is a messenger RNA of Zingiber officinale, 568 nucleotides long. Its product is annotated as probable small nuclear ribonucleoprotein F. The transcript has 5 exons. Gene Ontology annotation, cellular component: catalytic step 2 spliceosome; U1 snRNP. Gene Ontology annotation, biological process: mRNA splicing, via spliceosome; spliceosomal snRNP assembly. Bases 133 to 393 code for a protein of 86 amino acids. The record is from RefSeq and is a predicted model, not a curated record. Lineage: Eukaryota; Viridiplantae; Streptophyta; Magnoliopsida; Zingiberales; Zingiberaceae. Gene Ontology annotation, molecular function: RNA binding.
GAAAGCCCAUAUUCAGCAGCCCAUCAAUAACUGGGGCUACCUCUCUGCUCCAAAAACCGUAGUAAAGCUCUCACGGCUUGCUUCUCCUUGUCGGUCGUCGUGCUCCGGAGGAGUUCCUUGCUUCAUUCACUGAUGGCGACUGUGCCAGUUAACCCUAAACCUUUCUUGAACAAUUUAACUGGGAAGCCUGUGAUUGUGAAGUUAAAGUGGGGAAUGGAAUACAAAGGUUAUCUUGUGUCAGUAGAUUCCUAUAUGAACUUGCAGCUGGCUAAUACUGAAGAAUUCAUCGAUGGCCAAUUUACUGGAAACCUGGGGGAGAUUCUGAUAAGGUGCAGUAAUGUGUUGUAUCUAAGGGGUGUAGCAGAGGAUGAAGAAAUAGAAGAUGCUGAUUGAGGAUUGUUAUCUACAAAGCCUUGUGUUUUUUUCCAUACUUUGUAUGCAUUUUGAUGUAGACAGCUAAAUCAGCAUGAAUUAUUGUAAUUUUAUCAAACUUGAAUUAGAUUUAUUAGAUUGUAUGUAUUUAACUCGUCUAAUGUUGUACCAAGAAUUCUACUUUUCCUCUUUAAAA